This is a messenger RNA of Alternaria atra, 795 nucleotides long. RefSeq lists its product as uncharacterized. Gene Ontology annotation, cellular component: cytoplasm. The coding region runs from base 1 to 795 and encodes 264 amino acids. The record is from RefSeq and is a predicted model, not a curated record. Gene Ontology annotation, biological process: signal transduction. Lineage: Eukaryota; Fungi; Ascomycota; Dothideomycetes; Pleosporales; Pleosporaceae. The transcript has 5 exons.
AUGGGUUACGAAGACUCCGUGUACCUGGCCAAGUUGGCCGAGCAGGCCGAGCGUUAUGAGGAGAUGGUCGAGAACAUGAAGGCCGUUGCCUCUGCAGACCAGGAGCUCUCCGUCGAGGAGCGAAAUCUCCUUUCCGUUGCCUAUAAGAACGUCAUCGGUGCUCGCCGCGCCUCCUGGAGAAUCGUCACCUCGAUCGAGCAGAAGGAGGAGUCCAAGGGCAACGAGACCCAGGUUACUCUUAUCAAGGAGUACCGCCAAAAGAUCGAGGCCGAGUUGGCCAAGAUCUGCGAGGACAUCCUCGAGUGCCUUGACGGCCACCUGAUCCCCUCUGCUGAGAGCGGAGAGUCCAAGGUCUUCUACCACAAGAUGAAGGGCGACUACCACCGUUACCUCGCCGAGUUCGCUGUUGGUGACAAGCGCAAGACCUCUGCCGACAAGUCGCUCGAGGCCUACAAGGCCGCCACCGAUGUUGCUGCCUCCAACCUUGCUCCUACCCACCCCAUCCGUCUCGGUCUCGCAUUGAACUUCUCCGUUUUCUACUACGAGAUCCUCAACUCGCCCGACCAGGCUUGCCAACUCGCCAAGCAGGCUUUCGAUGACGCCAUUGCUGAGCUCGACACCCUGUCUGAGGAGAGCUACAAGGACUCUACCCUCAUCAUGCAGCUUCUCCGUGACAACUUGACUCUCUGGACAUCGUCCGAGGCCGAGCCCUCCGGUGAUGCACCCGCCGGUGAACCCGCCACCGAUGCCCCCAAGGCUGAGAGCAGCGAGGCUCCCGCCGACUCCAAGGCAUAA